Molecule: messenger RNA, 3087 nt
Organism: Sceloporus undulatus (fence lizard)
Lineage: Eukaryota; Metazoa; Chordata; Lepidosauria; Squamata; Phrynosomatidae
Product: zinc finger protein 239-like
Exons: 2
Coding region: 782-1864 (360 amino acids)
Biological process (GO): central nervous system development; negative regulation of transcription by RNA polymerase II
Cellular component (GO): nucleus
Molecular function (GO): DNA-binding transcription repressor activity, RNA polymerase II-specific; RNA polymerase II cis-regulatory region sequence-specific DNA binding
Source: RefSeq, a predicted model, not a curated record
AUUGUAACAUUUAUAUGAUACCCCUUGUAUAAAAUGGUAAAGUCAAGGUUUGCUAUUCGGAAUUUAUACAAACCGUAGAUGCUUGAAUCCGUGGAUUAAAAAAUCCAUGGAUAAGGAGAGCUGAAUGUAAUAUUAUUAUUCUGCAGGGAAUUUUCUGUAUAUAAUUCAUAUAUAUUUUAUAAUUCAUAUUUUAUAAUUCAUAUAUGUUUUGUAAUAAUUACAUGUUGCAAAUUUGUUGCAAAAAUAUUGCAGUUUUUUGUGCAUGGUAAAAUAAAAUGCGCAAACAAUUACGUAUCGCACGAAAGCAAUACAUAAUACGUUUUUAUGCAUCGCCAAAAAAUAAAAAGCAAUGCCUGGGGGAGAGCUGCAUGGCAGCAGUUUCAAAUCUCUCUCCAAAGCUUGCAAAGCUUCCAGAUGGUUCGGCUACAAGGCCCAUCAUCCCCCAUCCAGCUGUGCAUCCAAGAGGCAGGUUGGGAGAGACAGUGGUUUAGCAAGGAGUCCUUGGUCCUCCAAGGGUUAAGGGAGCUGAGCUCUGAUUCCUAGAGAGGCCACAGGGACUUUUUAAUUUAUUAUCUUUAUGUUUUGCAAUGGAGGGAAGAAGGGAGGAGAAAAUCAGGGAAUCCACGUUGUUUGUUUAGUCUGGAAAAGAAGAGAGGAGGGAAAAGGUCUUAUUUUGGCUGCAAUCCCUGGCAGAAAGAAGAAGAAGCCAGGGCUUAUAUCUCAUCAUCAAUGCCUGCCUGCAAAGGUCUGAGGAGGAGCCAUUGCAAAUGCAAACAGCUAAAUGGGUGAUUCCUUAAGGACUGCCAACAGGAAGGAAAGGCCUGAUGGAGGGAUCCAGCAGGACAAUGGGGAUUAUGGGACACCGUCUGCGGUGCAACCAGAAACAACCAAGGCAGCAGAGAUAGAGAAGUUUGGAAAUGCAUCAAAAGCAAAAAGGCAUGCAGGAAAUCCAUCAAAGAACAGGAAGAAGACAUCUUCUGGUUAUUGGGGUGCUGAUCUCCUUGAACCCCAUAUCCUGCAAGAAGAAUACAAUGAAAGGAGAAAGGAAAAGUGUCCCGUCUGUGGGAAAACAUUCAAUCAUAAAUCAAACUUUAAGCGGCAUUACAGAACUCAUACAGGGGAGGAACCGUAUAAAUGCGCAGCAUGUGGGAAGGGCUUUCAGCACCAAGGGAACUAUGACAGACAUCAGCGGACCCACACAGGGGAGAAACCCUAUAAGUGCACCAAGUGUGGGAAGUGCUUCAGCAACCUUAUCUCACACCAAAGAACUCACACAGGCGAGAAGCCGUAUACAUGCCUCGAUUGCGGGAAGAGCUUCAGUAUGAGCAGCAGCCUUGCUUCACAUCAGAGGACCCACACAGGGGAGAAACUCUAUAAAUGCAAGGUGUGUGGGAAGCGCUUUGGCACAAGCAGUGGCCUGACCACACAUCAGAGAACCCACACGGGGGAAAAGCCAUACCAGUGCAACGAGUGUGGGAAAAGCUUCAUCCAGAGCAGUAGUCUUACCGCACAUCAGAGAACCCACACGGGGGAAAAGCCAUACACAUGCGCCGAGUGUGGGAAGAGCUUCAUUCAGAGCAGCAACCUCACUUCUCAUCAGAGGAUCCACACCGGAGAGAAACCUUACCCCUGCACAGAGUGCGAAAAGACAUUCGGCGAUAGUGGCACGCUUCGGAAACAUCAAAGAAUUCACACAGGGGAGAAGCCAUACAAGUGCACAGAGUGUGGGGAAAGGUUCACCGAUAAUGGGACACUUAGGAAGCAUAAAAUAACUCACACGGGGGAAAAACCUUACAAAUGCACAGAGUGCGGGAAAGGCUACAGCAGUAACCGAAAUCUUGCAGCACAUCAGAGAACCCACUGAAAGGAGGGGAAAGCUUUGUUUUUGCAUGAUGGCAUGGAUAAUCCUGACUUGGUAUUCAGUGAGUGGUGUGUACCGUCACUUUAGGGCAGAAGCUCCCAUGAAAAUGGAAAAACCAGAAAUAUGUGAGACCUCCCCAAACAUUAAUGAUUGACAGUCAUCCUCCCCCACCAAGAGCACCACCCAUAACUCGCCUUGCAGCCUUGGAUUCAUUUCAUCCCCCACAUUUCCAAAGUGAGUCCACUUUCAGUCCGAUGUUAACAGCCACUGCUGCAGAGGAUCCACCUUCUCUCUUCCCUCUCCUCCUCCCAUUCCCUCCAAGCCAAACAAAAUCAACAUCGUAUGUUCCCCACUUUAACAAUUUUUUUGUAUUCUCCCCAUUUCCAAAGUCCUUCCCUUUGAAUCCAAUAUUUGCAGCACCACCAGGGAGGAUUCAGCUUCUCUCCUCUCCUCCCCAUGCAGCCAGUCAAAAGCAACACCAUACCUUUCCCUGCUUUGCCAAAGUUUGCAUCCUCCCCAUUUCCAACAUCCUUCCACUCUGAAUCCGAUGGUUGCAGCCACUACCACAAAGGGAAGGUACAAUGUUGAUUUUGUUUGGGUGAGGAGGAGGAGGGAAGAGAGGUUGGGUCCUCCCCAGUGGUGGCUCCAAACAUCAGAUUCAAAGGGAAGGACUUUGAAAAUGAAGAGGAUGCAGACUUUGGCAAAGCAGGGUUGCUUUUGACUGACUGGGAGCCCGGGGAGAGGAGGACAGAAGACAGAUUGGAUCCUUCUUGGUGGUGAUCCAAACAUUGGACUUGGAAUGAGGUGGAUGAAAAGUGGGGAACAUACGCUGUUGCUUUUGGCUGGCUGGGAGGGAGAUGAUGAGGCCGACUUUGUUAAGCAGCAGCUACAAAAUCAUAAAUAGUCAGUACCAUGAAUCUGAAAUCCGUGAAUGUGGAGGGCUGGCUGUACAUCUGAAAACCUUCAGUACAACCUUUUUUAACCCAUAAAAUCUCAUGCUGGAGGGCUGUAUCCCAAGCAAUAUCCUUUAAAUGCAAGAAUCCACUUAGAGAAUUUCAGUGCAGAAAAUGGUUCACUGAUAGAGGAGGUCUUAGUAGCAAGUACAUUAGCAAUAGCAAGUACAUUCCUAUACCACUUACCAAUGUACUAAGCUUUUUACAAAGCGUAAGCUAAUUGCCCCCAACCAGCUGGAUAUUAAUUUUACCCUGACCUUUCUCCAAGGCUUG